UAUUUUGAUAAUCACUUUCUACGCUCAACUUAAUUAUGUCCUACUUAGACUUAAUCAACUACAUUUUCAUAUCAUACAAAAUUUCCAAAGUGUAAAAUGCAACUUUAGUUUUGGAAACAAAUUAAAUAUAGACAUAUUCCAUUGUCGCAUUAUCAAUUUAUCACGUGAACUCCAACAUUCUCUUCUUUCAACGUAAAUAUACAACCAAAAAAAACUCUUAAUCCUAAAGAUCCACCCAAAACACAGGUUCGGAAGAUGGAGAAGCUGGUGGAAGUGUGCGAACCAGCUGAGGUUCGGAUAGAAUUCACACUCAACACCAAAUGCCGAGCCACUGUACAACUCAAGUCACUCCACUCAACCACACCAAUAGCUUUCAAAAUCCAAACCUCAUCCCCCAACAAAUUCCUGGUUAACCCACCGAGUGGACUCAUUCCACCUCUCUCCAUCUCCACCUUCCAAGUAAUCCUCAAACCUCAACCCAAUCUCCCUCGAUCUUACCCUCGUUCACCCUCCGACCGUUUCCUCAUCAAAACCGCCGAGUUUUCAUCCAACUCGUCCGAUUCAACUCACCCCGAUUCCAUCAACUCAUGGUUCGCUUCUCGACCUUACGGAUUCUCCACUUACGAUAUCAAACUCAAAGUAGCUUUUAUCGGUUCGUUUCUUCUACGCGACGCCGUUUCUCGCGCCGAUUUGGAAACUGUUAGGGGUUUGAUUAAACGGCAGCGUUCUGUGUUGGCUGGUUUGUCUCUGGAUGAGUCUAACUCGCUUCUCCGAGUUGCUUCCGAGUUAGAUAACCCAGAUGAUAUGGUUCUUCUUCUCCUCGAAGCUGGAUUGAGAAUUCACGAGACGGUUAGAUCGGACCAUUUUAACCGUCACGAUGAUGUACACGUGGCAGAUGCAAACAAUGUACAACACGUGGAGGAUGUGGAGCAUGGAGAAUUGGUGUUAGAGGCAUCAAGAAAUGGAAAUGUGAGGGAACUUGAGACGUUAUUAAGAAUAGGUGUGAAUUUCAACUACCGCUAUGAUUAUGGUUUAACAGCGGUUCAUGUUGCGGCAUUUAAAGGGCACAAGGAAGCGGUGUUAAUGCUAUGUAAGGCAGGGCUAGAUUUAGAAUGUGAGGAUGAUGAAGGUCAUGUGCCUUUGCAUAUGGCGGUGGAGAGUGGUGAUUUUGAGACGGUUAGGAUUUUUGUUGAAAAGGGUGUGAAUGUUAAUGCUAUGAAUAAGAAGGGUGUUACACCUUUGUACUUGGCUAGAGUUUGGGGACAUGAGGAUGUUUGUGAGUUGCUUAUUGGGAGAGGAGCGUUGUCUACUCUUUCUCUUGCUUUAGCUUAAAAUUAUAGUACUACUUUUUGUCAUCAACCAUAAAAGUUGCUUAUUAAAUAAAGUUGUUCAAGCUUAAUAAUAA
Lathyrus oleraceus (garden pea) is the source of this 1405-nucleotide messenger RNA. RefSeq names its product protein VAPYRIN. NCBI's taxonomy places the organism in Eukaryota, Viridiplantae, Streptophyta, Magnoliopsida, Fabales, Fabaceae. The transcript has 2 exons. The coding region runs from base 256 to 1332 and encodes 358 amino acids. Gene Ontology annotation, molecular function: protein binding. The record is from RefSeq and is a predicted model, not a curated record.